This is a messenger RNA of Miscanthus lutarioriparius, 366 nucleotides long. Lineage: Eukaryota; Viridiplantae; Streptophyta; Magnoliopsida; Poales; Poaceae. The record is from the annotation of a GenBank genome assembly.
AUGUACCGAGCCAGCGAGAGGCAGCCACGACUUUUCCGUCGCUCGCUCGUCCGGUCGUCCCCUCCCAAUCCAGCCACCAACCAAGAGAGCCAUGGCGUCCCCGUCCUGCGCCGCUGCCGCCGCGUGCCGCCUCGCCGUACCCUCCCCGUCCCCUGCCGCCGCGCGGCCGCCCAGGCCCCGGCGCGGCCUGGUGGCGGUGCGCGCGGCGGGAUAAACCCGGCCAUCCGGAAGGAGGAGGACAAAGUGGUCGACACCGUCCUCACCGGCGAGCUCGCCAAGCCGCUCAACGCCUACUGCCGGUGUUGGAGAUCAGGAACAUUCCCACUGCGAUGGAGCCCAUGUGAAGCACAACAAAGCAACCGGUGA